AUGCCCGAUUCGCCACCUGGCGGCAGGACUAUCGAUGGCCCUAGUAGUACGAGUCUAGAGUCGAAAAACAAGAGUCUUGUCCAGCUGGCGAGAAACUCUAGUUCUAGCAUAGCUGACGCCAUUCCGGAUCAAUAUGGCCCUAACGUGCAGGAAGGCCAGCCUGAUGCAAUUACAAGUGACUCGACCCAGGAAAUUGACAUAUUCGAAGUCGCUUGGGAUAACGAUGGCGCCGAUCCCCUUUCGGAAUUCCAUAACAGGCGAGUGUUUUCUGUCCUAGGUCUCUCGGCCUAUGUGCUAGGUAUUGGCAUCGGUCCCAUGUUUCUGGGGCCCCUUAGCGAGUUCUAUGGACGUCGACCACUGUACCUGUUGUCCUGGACAGCCUAUCUCCUCUGGCAGAUCCCACAAGCGGCCUCGAAUCACAUUGCCAUCUCCCUCGUCUUCCGCUUCUUGUCUGGCUUCUCUGGUAGUACAUUUUUUACUGUGCCGGGGGCUCCCAUGGCUCUAUUCUCUAUCGCUCCGUUUCUGGGCCUGAGUUUGGGACCUCUUAUCGGAGGCUUCAUUAACUAUAAUGUCGACUGGAGAUGGAUAUACUAUGUCCUGAUUAUUUGGGUGUUUGCUCUGUGGUGGUGUAUUUUCUUUCUUGUCCUAGAAACCUAUCAUCCCAUCCUACUUAAACAAAAAGCCCGCAGGCUGAGGAAAGAGAGGAACGACGACAGAUUCUUUGCCCCGAUAGAAAAGGUCAAAAGAUCAGUCUUGCGAGCUAUCGCUAUGUCUUCAGCACGGCCCUUUCAACUGCUUGCGUUCGAGCCUAUGUGCCUCACUCUGAGUCUCUUCUCGGCUCUCCUUCUCGGCAUCCUGUAUCUUUUCUUUGGUACCUUUCCGCUUAUAUUUGGAACGACAUAUGGCUUCAACCAAUGGCAAUCAGGCCUUGCGUUUAUCGGUAUUAUGAUCUCCAUGCUGUUCGGCGUAGCAACGGACCCUAUCUGGCGCAGAAUCCGCGUCUAUCUCAUAGAGAAGCACGACCGAGAGACCGGCGUCGAGAAUAUUAGCGAGCCUGAGUUCAGGCUUCCACCAGCAAUUCUUGGGUCGCUACUGGUGCCAAUUGGACUCUUCAUGUUUGCGUGGACUUCACGCCCAUGGAUACACUGGAUCGUGCCUAUUAUCGGGUCUGCGAUAUUUGGGGCUGGUAAUGCGCUGAUAUUGACUGGAAUAUUUACAUUUCUUGUUGAAGCUUAUCCUGUCUAUGCAGCGAGUACUCUUGCAGCCAACUCAUUUGUGCGUAACCUUUUUGCUGCUGGCCUGCCUCUAUUCGGAAAUCAAAUGUACACGAAAAUGGGUUACCAAUGGGCUUCAUCUUUGAUAGCCUUUCUCACUCUUGCCUUGAUGCCGUUACCAUAUAUUUUCCUCAUAUACGGAAAAAAGAUCCGAGCGAAGAGCCGCCACGCCAGAAGAUAUUAA
This is a messenger RNA of Fusarium redolens, 1458 nucleotides long. RefSeq names its product major facilitator superfamily domain-containing protein. The record is from RefSeq and is a predicted model, not a curated record. Gene Ontology annotation, biological process: transmembrane transport. Gene Ontology annotation, molecular function: transmembrane transporter activity. NCBI's taxonomy places the organism in Eukaryota, Fungi, Ascomycota, Sordariomycetes, Hypocreales, Nectriaceae. Bases 1 to 1458 code for a protein of 485 amino acids. The transcript has 7 exons.